AAUUAUCACACACCCUUCUUUGAUAAUUACUCAGCUCUAUCCACUCGCAUCAAUGGCGUCACCGCCGGAUACUAGCAAGACAACCAAACUCGAAAGAUACAAUAGCUAUAUCCGGAGAGUAAAUAGCACCAAGCUUUUGGCUGCUUCCUCCAAGCUUCUGUUUCGGGUUACCCUUUUGGUAGCUUUGAUCUUGAUCUUCUUCUUUACGUUUAAUUAUCCUCCAGCUUCCGAUAACGUUGCUAGUCCCGCUGGCCGCCAUGUCCACACCACAUCCCAUCUCUUGUCUUCCGCGUUUUACGGUAGUGGUGCGUCGUGGGAGAAGGAGGUGAGGCGUUCGUCAACCCCUCGUCGUCCUAAUGGGUUCUCGGUGCUGGUCACCGGUGCCGGAGGAUUUGUUGGGACGCACUGCUCGCUUGCUUUGAAGAAACGCGGUGAUGGUGUCCUGGGUCUGGAUAAUUUCAAUACUUACUAUGACCCGUCGUUGAAACGGGCGAGACAGAAGGUUUUGAAGCAACACGAGAUCUUCAUCGUUGAAGGAGAUCUAAACGACGGCGAGUUGUUGGCUAAGCUUUUUGACAUUGUUCCCUUCACACAUGUGCUUCACUUGGCUGCUCAGGCGGGUGUACGCUACGCCAUGGAGAAUCCAAUGUCCUACGUUAAUUCCAACAUUGCCGGAUUCGUGAAUCUCCUUGAAGUGGCGAAAAACGCCGAUCCACAGCCGUCGAUUGUAUGGGCUUCUUCUAGCUCUGUUUAUGGAUUGAACACCGAGAAUCCGUUCUCAGAAUCUCACCGGACGGACCAACCGGCCAGCCUUUAUGCCGCCACAAAAAAGGCGGGAGAGGAAAUCGCCCACACCUACAACCAUAUCUACGGCCUUUCCAUCACCGGACUUCGAUUUUUCACCGUUUAUGGGCCGUGGGGCAGACCGGACAUGGCCUACUUCUUCUUCACCAAGGACAUACUUCAAGGGAAACCCAUUAACGUCUACCAGACUCACGACAACAAGGAGGUGGCACGUGACUUCACGUACAUCGACGACAUCGUGAAGGGAUGCUUAGGGGCGGUGGACACGGCGGAGAAGAGCACCGGAAAAGGGGGAAAGAAGAGAGGACCCGCACAGCUAAGGAUAUACAAUCUGGGGAACACGUCGCCGGUGACGGUGGGGAAACUGGUGUCAAUUUUGGAGAGUCUAUUGAACGUGAAGGCCAAGAAGCAUGUGAUCAAGAUGCCACGAAACGGCGACGUUCCUUACACUCACGCUAACGUGAGCCUGGCGUACAGAGACUUCGGGUACAAACCAACCACCGACCUGUCCACCGGGUUAAGAAAAUUCGUCAAGUGGUAUGUUAGUUACUACGGCAUUCAACCGAGGGUAAAAGGGUCAAAUGACUCAGCUUGAUCCCCAUCUUUCACAAACUUUGUGUUUCCUUCCACUAAGUUGUGUUUUUUUUUUUUUUUUUUUUCAUUUUUGCCCCUUUUUAAGUUAUAAUUUUCUUGUAAGUCGAUCAAACGAUUGAUGCCAUUGUAUCGAGCCAAGGAGGGUCGAUGGCGGCUUCUCAAGGACCAAGAAGCAACCAUUCAAUCAUGAAGACGACCUUUCAAGCUUCAAGAGCAGCAAAAAAGCAAAUUCUGAUAUCAUUUGUAUCAUAGUCUACACUUUUUCAUAUAAAUAUAUACGUGCAACAUAUCAUAUCAUAUCAUAUCAUAAGAAGAAAGAAAAUGGGAACGGAGGUGGGGAAGUGUAGAUCUUGGGGAUGGAAGGGUGCAAAUUGUAAUAUUUUAUUAUCAAAUGUAAAUUUGAACAUAAUUGAUUUUGUACCCAAAAGCAAAAGGGUCCAAUCAAACGUUCCUCUUCAGGUAAAAUCUUAUAUUAUAUUGCUUAAACCAAAAUUCAUGG
Molecule: messenger RNA, 1897 nt
Organism: Cynara cardunculus var. scolymus (artichoke)
Lineage: Eukaryota; Viridiplantae; Streptophyta; Magnoliopsida; Asterales; Asteraceae
Product: UDP-glucuronate 4-epimerase 6-like
Exons: 1
Coding region: 53-1399 (448 amino acids)
Source: RefSeq, a predicted model, not a curated record